AGUUCAAUUCUGUUUGUCAAGUCGGAGAAUUAACUUCUUUUCAUCGUCAAAAUGCUGAAGCUGGUAUUCCUUUUGCUCGCCGCCCUCCUGGCCAUUGCCAUGGCAGCUCCCGGCCCGAAUCCAGCCCCUGCUCCAGUUCCCCAGUUCGUCUACUCCGCCGGGUAUCCGGCCGUGGGCUAUGCCUCGCCCUACGUCUUCUACGGCUGAUUCGAAAUACGGAUUGACUUUAUAAAUAAAAGCUUU
Molecule: messenger RNA, 243 nt
Organism: Drosophila bipectinata
Lineage: Eukaryota; Metazoa; Arthropoda; Insecta; Diptera; Drosophilidae
Source: RefSeq, a predicted model, not a curated record